Molecule: messenger RNA, 905 nt
Organism: Mesocricetus auratus (golden hamster)
Lineage: Eukaryota; Metazoa; Chordata; Mammalia; Rodentia; Cricetidae
Gene: Mrm2
Product: mitochondrial rRNA methyltransferase 2
Exons: 3
Coding region: 84-824 (246 amino acids)
Biological process (GO): RNA methylation
Cellular component (GO): mitochondrion
Molecular function (GO): rRNA (uridine-2'-O-ribose)-methyltransferase activity
Source: RefSeq, a predicted model, not a curated record
GCCACAGCUUCCUGGGGCGGGGCCUUGUGCUGGAAGCAAGGGCAGGACUUCCGGCGGCGGGAGGAAACCGCCAGCUAGCACCCAUGGCUUGGUAUCUGAAACUGGUAGGCGUUCCCUUUAGGGUUCAGAGAUUCCACACGACUGCGUGUGGCUACAAAGGCCGGACCGGCGCCGAGCAUCUGUGGCUGAUGCGCCAUCUAAAGGACCCGUUUGUGAAGGCCGCAAAGGUGGAGAGUUACCGCUGCCGCAGCGCCUUCAAGCUCCUGGAGAUGAAUGAGAAGCAUCACAUUCUGCAGCCCGGCCUCCGGGUCCUGGACUGCGGGGCGGCUCCGGGAGCCUGGAGUCAGGUGGCAGUGCAGAGAGUCAACGCCACAGGCGCAGACUGCAGCUCUCCUGUGGGCUAUGUGCUUGGGGUUGAUCUUCUUCACAUAUUCCCUCUGGAAGGAGCAACUUUUCUGUGUCCUGCUGAUGUGACUGACCCUGGAACGCGCCAGAGAAUUUUAGAGCUGCUUCCCAGAAGGAGAGCGGAUGUGAUUCUGAGUGAUAUGGCGCCUAACGCCACUGGAAUCCGAGACCUCGAUCAUGACAGGCUUAUCAGCUUGUGCCUUACCCUUGUGGACAUGGCUGUGGACAUCCUGCAUCCUGGGGGGACAUUGCUGUGUAAAACCUGGGCCGGAAGAAAAAGCCACCUGCUACAGAAGAGGCUUACCCAGGAAUUCCGGAACACUAGGGUGGUGAAACCAGAAGCCAGCCGGAAGGAGUCUUCAGAGGUGUACCUCUUAGCCACACAGUACCGGGGAGGGAAGGGCUCCACGGGGCAGUGAGUCUGUCCUGCCUUUCUGGAAGUGCUUUCCUGAGAGUGACUGGAAUCUGAGCUGCAUUGUGGAUAUAAAUAGUACCCUGCA